Molecule: messenger RNA, 526 nt
Organism: Racocetra fulgida
Lineage: Eukaryota; Fungi; Glomeromycota; Glomeromycetes; Diversisporales; Gigasporaceae
Source: the annotation of a GenBank genome assembly
UGAAUUUCUAACAGCCAAAAGUUUCAAGAAAGCUGCUCAACAAGGUGCUAAGGCAGCAGGCUUCGCUUUUAGCAUAUCUUCAUCAAAAUUGGCAUGUAGUGAAAAAGUCAAAUUUACAAAACGUCAAGGCUGCCUGGUUAAAUUGAAUACCAUUUUAGAUGAGAAAGCUGGAGUUUGGGUAGUACAUACUUCUGAAACUAAUCAUAGUCAUAAUCUUCUUCCACCAUCACAAGUUCACUGCCUUCAUCAACACCGCCUUCUUAACACAGAACAAAAGGAGCUAGUUCAUACAAUGAUUAAAAGUGAUGCAUCUGUUCGGUUGGUUGCUGACACAGUAUAUUGGAAACAUGGUACUGAGAUGAGUAUAGCUGAAAAAGCAUUUGAUAAGGUAAAAGAAGCAGCAACGAAAAGUAGAAAUCUUAAUUAUAUUCAGGUUUACUUUGAGGAAUGGAAACAAGAUGCAGAGUGUUGGAUAAACGUUUUCACAAAAAAUUAUCUGCAUAUGAGAGUUCAAUCAACUCAAUGA